UGUCAGAACUGCAGUGACAAUCUGAGGAGGCAAUAUCUCUCCCUGGGCUUUCCUUGUCUAGAGGCGUCUCUGGAAGCAGCAUACGAUUACUUUGCUGUGGUGUGGUGUUUCCAUGGUUUCUUGUGGUUUGGUAAAACAUUCCAGGAUAUGUGGAUGUAAAUACAACUAAGAAAUAUGAACGGGGACAACAAGAGUAGAUGUUUCUCAGAAAGUCUGAUCCUAGAUGACUCUGAGAAAGGAGUCGUCAUUACUGGAAUCACAGAUGACACACUCGCUGCAAGGAGUGGCUUAAAAGCAGGGGAUAAGAUUUCUGCAGCCACUAUACACCUAGACCACCUCAACAAAAAUGAAGUGCUGAAGAUCCUGAAGGUCCUGGAGCCAUAUGAUAGCAACAUAAAGGUUCUGACAAAGAAGCAGCUGGGCGCCAGUGCUGGUCUUGGCUCCUUUGGAUUAGGUCUCAAAGACCCGACAAAGAUGCUCAACUUAAAAAAGGAUCUGUCACUGGAUGCAUCAGCUGAGGCACCCGUUGUUUCCCUUGAUGGCCUAAGAGGAAAGCUAAAUACUGCACAGGGCUUGGGGGGUGAACUAGGUGGUCCCACUCUCAAUGGAGACCUUCCCAGUUUCAGUCUAAAUAAGCCCUCAGCUGAUGCCGGUGCCAAGUUCAAAAUGCCCUCACUGGGACUGACUGGACCAGAUGUAAAAGGAGACCUAGAUGGCACCCUCAAAGCACCUAAUGUCAGUGUCUCAACUCCCAAGCUCAACACCCCCAGUGCCUCACUCGACAUCGAGAAACCAGGAAUCAAGACAGGCAACCUGAAAUACAAGGCCCCAAAAUUCUCAAUGCCAAACUUCAAUCUCCCUCAAAUUAACACACCAAAAGCAGACAUGGAUGUUUCUGGUGAUUUCGAUCUCCCUUCCGUCAGUGGAAAUCUAGAGACACCAAAUCUCAAUCUGUCAGCCCCAAAAUUAGAUGUUAAAAGUCCAGAUUUGGACCUGAAUGGGCCAAAAGUGGAUUUGAAUGGUCCUGACAAAACCAAUUGGCCCAAUCUGAAAUGGAAAGGUCCCAAAGUUAAAGGACCAGAUGCCGACUUCAAUGCUGACCUGUCUGCACCUGAUUUCAACCUCACCACACCAAAGAUCGAUGGGGAUCUAAGUGCACCAGAUGUUGACAUCAACUUUCCCAAAGCUGACAUCAAAAGCCCUGAUCUAGAUGUUCAAACCCCAAAUCUCAAUGGGGACAAUGAUACCCGAUCUGGUAUCAACUGGCCUCAUUUUAAAUGGAAAAAACCCAAACUUCAUGGCCCAAAAGCUGAUCUGGACUUAGAUGCAAACCUGAACACACCAUAUGUAGAUCCCUCUCUUCCAAAAGUGGAGGGUGUUGACAUUAAUUUGCCAAAGGCUGAGCUAGACAUGCAAACCCCAAACAUUGAUGUAGAGCCUACAUCUGGUAAAAUCAACUGGCCUCACCGGAAAUGGAAGAAGUCCAAACUUCACGGUCCAAAAGCAGACUUAGACAUAGAUGCAGACCUAAACACACCCAAUUUAAAUUUCUCAACUCCAAAGAUUGAGGGUGACAUUAAUGUACCGAAUACUGAGCUGAAUCUCCCAAAAGUUGACCUCAACAGUCCCAAUGUAGACUUUCAGGCCCCAGAUCUUGACAUUGAUAAGAAAAUUAACUGGCCUCAUCUGAAGUGGAAAAAACCCAAACUUCAUGGCCCCAAUGCUGAUGUGGACCUUACUGCAGAUCUGAGCUCACCAGAUGUGGAUCUCUCGGUUCCUAGAAUUGAUGGGGAAAUAAGCACACCAGAUGUUGAUCUGAAUUUACCCAAAGCUGAUAUUGAUGCUGGCAAAAUCAGGUUCCCAACACUCAAAAAACCCAAGUUUCUGCUUUCUGGGCCAAAAGUGAAAAGCCCAGAUGUUGACCUCGAUGCUGAUGUAAAAUCACCUGACUUCAAUCUCUUUCCUAAAGCAUCACUUGAUGGACCCGAUGUUGAUAUGAAUUUACCCAGAGCUGAUGUUAAUGUUAAAGCACCAAAUGUAGACAUUGAGGGCCAAUCUGGGAACUUCAAAUGGCCUACUAUAAAAAAGCCAAAGUGGUCAGUCUCAGGUCCUAAGAUUGAUGGUCCAGAUGCAAAUCUAGAUGCCAAUGUUUCAGCCCCUGACUUGAGUCUCAAAGCUCCAAAGAUUGAUGGUGAGAUAAAUGCACCAGAUGUUAAUCUAAACUUACCCAAAGCUGAUCUGAAAGGCCAGGAGUUAGACAUCAAUGCUCCAGAUUUUGACGAUUCUGGAAAAUUGAAAUGGUUCAACUUCAAGAAACCCACAUUUGGUACACUGAAGGGUCCAAAGGGUAACAUUGAUGCUGAUGUGAAGGUACCAGGCAUGGACCUCAAGGCAGUUGAUAUGGAUCUUAAUGGUCUAGAUAUCAACCCAGACAUUCACUUACCUAAAGGCAAUGUGGUUGCACCUAAUGUAGGCCUCAAAGCAUCAGAUCUCAACUUGUCUGCACCAAAAAUGGGUUUUGAUGCACCAGAUCUUGACAUUGAUGUACCAAAGGCUGAUCUGAGAGGUCCUGACAUAGACCUUCAAACUCCAGAGGUUGAUGCCUCAGCUGGAAAAUUAAAGCUACCCAAAAUAAAUCUUCCAAAGUUUGGCUGGUCAGGGCCAAGAGUAAAAGAACCUAAUCUCAAUGUCGAUGCUGACAAUGUCAAUCUUCCUGAUGUAAAUCUUAAAUUGCCAACAGCUGAUGUCAAAGCACCUAACUUGAAUCUUUCUACUAUUAAAGGAGAUCUCAGUACUCCAGAUCUAGAUCUUGAUGCUGAUCUUAAGACAGGUAUUGACCUUUCUGCCCCCAACACAAACAUCAGUGUACCAGACCUCAACCUUUCUACCCUGAAUACUAAGGGUCCACGUGUCAACCUUAAUUUGCCCAAAGCUGAUGUAACAGGACCCAGGUUGGAUCUACCAAAAGCAGACCUCCAGGUACCUGAUCUCAACUGGAAAGCAUCAGAUCUCAGCCUGUCUUCACCAAAGACCAAAGCACCUGUCACACUGAAAGCUCCAAACAUGGAUAUCAACCUGCCAAAAGCAGACCUCAAAGGACCUGACGCGCAGUUAAAAACACCAGAUCUAGAUAUUGAUUCACAUCUGGGUGACUUCAAGUUUCCUCAUUUGAAGCUUCCUAAACUUGGUCUUUCAAGUCCUGAAUUUCCCAGUGUUCAUCCUUCAGUGGAGGCUGGAAUCAAGGCACCUGAAGUGAAGACAAGCCUAGACACACCUGAACUGGAUAUCACAGCAGCCGAAGCAGAUGCUGAAGUUAAAGGUUCCCCAAAAAGUAAGUCAAGACGGCCCUUCAAAUGGGGAUUAAAGUCUGGUUCAGUAACCAAUGAAGAAGGAAGUGAUGAUGACUCUGAAACUGAUGUGUCUAAUGCUGAGGUGGACAUUGCUGUAUUCAAAGUCCACAAACUACCCAGGAACAGCAUUGAUGGUAUGGGAGGAAUUGAGGAUAUUUUAAGCUUAUCAAAACUUGACACAGAGGCAAAAGAUUAUGUCGUCAGCAAAGGGAUCCGCUUGCCAAUGGUAAAUGCUUCAACAAAAACAGGAGGAAAGAUUGACAUCAUGGAGAGACUGAAAAAGGCAAAGGAAAAAACACACUCAGCUAACGACUCACCAACUGAAGCGAAAAGAGAUAACGAUCUGAAGCUCUCUGCCCCCAGACUUGAUGUCAGCACCUCUACAGAUGCAGAUUCUUCUUUGGUGAGAGGAGGUACUUUCAAAGUGGAAAAGCCAGAGUCUGUACUGGGCCUGGUUGCCCCUGAACGUUCGCCAUCAGAUGAAAAUGAAAAAUUGUCAUUGAGCCUCUCCAAUAUGCUUGGCCUUAAUAUCAAGGAUUGAGAUGCUGACAGAUUCCUGUUAGGCUUGCCUGAUAAGUAAAGCUUCAGCCCGGAAACAUUGUAAAUACAUGUAACUUAACCAAUUAUUUGCCUUAGUUUGUGACCAUUACAUAUAUUAACUGUUUAAUUUACUCUUGCACAGUUUUCUGCAAGUAAUGAUAGCUACCAGUAAUGCGUCGGUCAGCCAGCGUUCUUUAUUACCAGCACCCAUCGGACCCGUUACGAGAGCCAAUUUGCACCGCCCUACCUGACCCGCAAACCGGGAACUUUAUAUAUUAUAGUAGCCUAGCACAAUUGUUAGGACUGAGGUCUGAGACAAGGACAGAGACAAGCGGACAUGAGCACUGCAGUUUGUGGUGUGUGUCUGUGUUUGAGAGUGCGAGAAAGAGAGGGGAAGAAGAUAACUUAGACUAUUUUCUAAGUUAUUAAUACCUUACUUAGAACACUCCUUUCUCAGUUUUUAUACCCACCAGCCUGAACUCAUGAUAUUUUCUAAUAAGCUUGGCCCGAACUCUCCCGACCCGCGGGUCGACCCACGCAUCACUACCAGCUACACUAUCCGUCUUGUAUCGAUACGUAAGUAUCGAACGUUGGGUAGCAAAGUGAAAAAACAUGUUAUAAACUGUAUAUUCUUGUUAUUUAUAUAAGAUUUUUUUCCCCCAACAUUGUUGAUUUGGAAGUAAGUUACUUAUUACAUAACUGCCUCAGUAUUGCAUGUGAUCACAUUAAGCUGUUUAAGUUUCUAAGAAGUGCAUUACUUUACCUUAAAAAUCUUUACUUGAUAAGAGAAUUGGGUGAAUGUUUUUGUGGAUAUUUUUGUUCAAUAAAUAACUCAACUGAUUCAACAUGCCUGUGAUUCUUUCCCAACAUUUUUUUAAUAAUAAAACUGAUGAUUUGUUGGUUUGUAUGCAAAGUAAAUUAAUUUAUGAAAAUUAAUAAUGUCAGGCCGAGGGGCAGAUCCAGGACUCAAUCGCAGAUAAGACACAAGAGACGAGGUGAAGUUCAAACUCAGGAAUCUUUACUUGAAAAAAGGUCAAAAACAAACUUAAAGCGACUCCAACGGAGCGGGCAAAAAUAUCCAAAAACAAAAGAAGGGCAAAG
Anarrhichthys ocellatus (wolf-eel) is the source of this 4991-nucleotide messenger RNA. RefSeq names its product neuroblast differentiation-associated protein AHNAK. NCBI's taxonomy places the organism in Eukaryota, Metazoa, Chordata, Actinopteri, Perciformes, Anarhichadidae. Gene Ontology annotation, biological process: regulation of RNA splicing. Bases 175 to 3891 code for a protein of 1238 amino acids. The record is from RefSeq and is a predicted model, not a curated record. The transcript has 5 exons. Gene Ontology annotation, cellular component: nucleus; costamere; cytoplasm. Gene Ontology annotation, molecular function: protein binding.